Messenger RNA from Haliotis rufescens (red abalone), 2184 nucleotides. Its product is annotated as carbohydrate sulfotransferase 15-like. Lineage: Eukaryota; Metazoa; Mollusca; Gastropoda; Lepetellida; Haliotidae. The transcript is spliced from 7 exons. The coding region runs from base 64 to 1353 and encodes 429 amino acids. The record is from RefSeq and is a predicted model, not a curated record. Gene Ontology annotation, molecular function: N-acetylgalactosamine 4-sulfate 6-O-sulfotransferase activity. Gene Ontology annotation, biological process: hexose biosynthetic process.
AUGUGUGGUACCGAGCACAGUAACAUUAGAGACGUAAAUACAUGAACUUUCUGUCGCUCCAGCAUGAAGUUCAAAAUAAGGAAAAUGGUUAAAUGUCUUGGAGUUGUGUUGCUCGUAUCCUGCAUUGGGAUCAUCGUCUUCCUUUACGAACCGGAGGAACCCCGUGUGCCACACCGACAACACAUGUUAGAGUUAUUUAAACACAUGCAGAACCGAUCUCGGAACUCCUCCCAUCCCUGGGGAUACCGCCCUGAAGAAGUAACAUUCCAGAGAACGGUAUGGUAUCUGGCACAGGCCCGCCACAAUAUGACCUUGUGGCGCGACCUUGACCUCAUGAAACUGCAAGUACCACGGCCUCUGUUGGAGUUUACCAGCCACUGUUGGUGGGUGCACAACGUCACACCGAACCACUGCCCUUGGGCCAUGGAGCCAAGCAGGGGACCCAUGGCGGAGAUGGGGGAGACUGGGGUGCUGCGUUGCCUCCCCUCCUUUUACAUCAUAGGGCAGGGCGAGAGUGGGACCACCGACCUGUUCAACAAACUGACAAGACACCCCCACGUUGCCCCCCACACUAUGACGGAGACAGAAUGGUUGUCCCGAACACGACUAAUCGAAUCCUGUUCCUCCUUCGAGACGCAUCUGAAUCUGCUGCAGAUCAGCGCCAACUUCAUACAGAGAAACUACAAACAGAGUGUGGACCCUUACAUCACCGGAGAUGCCACGCCAGGAUAUUUCUCCUAUAACGACUUUUGGGAUAUGUUGCCUGGCAACGAAGGGUGUACCGAACCAUGUGUGACCAAUGCUGACAUCAUCCAUCAUCUGAACCCUGGGGCCAAGAUCAUCCUGUCACUCAGGAACCCCACAGACAGACUCUACUCCUAUUACAUCUCUAAGUCGGCUAAAUUAGGAAGGGUGGCGUCACAACAAGACUUCCACGACCUGGUCAACAGAGAGAUCGUUUCCUUCGUCGACUGUCUGGCGUCGCAGUCCCUCCGGGGAUGUUGUUACAACUACACCAUCGCUGAUUCCCUGACAGAAGAGAUCGAUCUUCGGCGAGGAAUCUACCACGUGUUCCUUUGGGACUGGAGGAAAGUGUUCCCUAGUAAACAGAUCCACGUCCAUACGUUUGAAGACUACACGAGUAAUAAAGCAAAACAUCUUGCAGAAAUCUUCAAAUUCCUGGAUUUAAAUGCUCUGUUUGAUUCCAAUCUGCACAGAAUCGCCGCAGCCAAUCAGGAACAGACUGACCAGACAAUUGGGGACAUGAUGCCGUGGACACGUUUCAUCCUGGACAGAUUCUACAAACCACAUAACCAAAAACUUGCAGCAUUGAUGGGGAAAGAUUAUUGGUGAUUUGGUAAAACGAGGAUAUUUUAUGAGAGGGGAAUGCCCGAGAAACUCUCCCUUGAGUAACUGUCCAAUAGAGAGUUACGAAGGUAUGCCCACACGUAGAUAACACCCCUGCUUUUUCUCUUCAACAAAACAUUGUAUUGUGUAAAAUGUAUCGUGUAACUAUUUUUACCAUACCUCCAUGUCCGAAUGAUUUAAUUUGAAUGGUCCACGUGAUCUUGAUAAAAUACUAAGUAUCCCGCCUUGGUGGGACAUACAUGUCUCAGCGGGAGAAUGUAUGCCUUACACCCCGCCAUGAACAAGACAGGCUUCACGUUGAUUAAUGAGAGGCAGAAAAUAUCCUUUAUAGCCCGCUUUGAAGCAAAAAACGUACGCUUUUUCGGACUUAACCUCAGCUCAAUCGAACAGCUGUUUUCUAUCAUUUUUUAAUUUGUUUUAAUUAUUUUACCAGGUGAUAUUGACGUGUCGGCAAGUCUCAUAGUCCGUCGCGAGUUGAUCUCAAGAGUGCAUGGUACACGACUUUCCAAAGUUUCAUGGGGUCCUAACCGAGUCUGUUAUCAAUCGCUUGCAAUUUUAAUAAACAUGCAUAGGAAAUAAAGAACCCUGAAAAAGGAUAUAUAAUUAUGUUUUUUUAAUUGUUUUUUAUCAAUAUGUUUUGUUAUGUUUUUAUGUCUGUAGGUUCCACAACAUUGCCUACGACUUUUGAACCAUGAUACAUUAACUCCGUUUCAUUGAUGACAGACGUUACACAGUCUCGACAGCCAAAUUAAGUCCAUAUCAUAGAAAAAGUUAGUGAGUGAGUAUGGUUUUACACCUACACCGCUUUUAGCAAUA